AUGGAGAUGCAGCUGCAGCUGCUAGAAAGCCUCGUGGUGCUGCAGCACUACGACGGGGUGUACAUACACGGCAAGCUGCUGCCGGCGCUCCUGGCGCGGCUGCCGAAGCCAGCAGCAGCUGCUGCUCUCAGGCGCACUGGAGACAAAAGGCUUCAAGUGUACGCGCGCCUGCUGAAGUGUCUCAGCAGCUUUCCUGCUGCAUCUCCCGUGUCUGCGGAUUUGCUGCGGGCCAUAAUAGAAGGGCUUCCUGCUGCAGUGACAUUUUCUUCUUGCAUGGAUGCCGCAGCAGACGCCAUUGCUGCUCUGCACCAGCUAGAGUGCUUCGACUACAGCAGCUUCUCAGCAGCAGAAGCUGCGCUGCUGCGAGACCGGCGGCAGACGCUGCAGCAGCUGCGACCUGCCCACAUUCAGGCCCUGCGCAAAGCCUAUGAGGCCUUUAAGGAGCACGAGGAGGGAGAUGAGAACGCGUGGGAAGAGCUGCUGUUGUUCCUGCGGCGGGUUGAGUCCGCUCUGGAGCGGGCCGGCGUGCUCGAGCCAAGUGACUCGCAGCAGCAGCAGCAGCAGCAACAAGAGCAGCAGCAGCAGCAGCAGCAGCCGCAAGAGCAGCGGCAGCAGCAGCAGCAGAGCGUGGUGGUCCACACGUACUCGAGCUCUCGGGGCCACCAGUCAGAGGAAGUGCCUCUGACCCGAGGCAAAAGCCUAGAGAGCCUUAGGGGGCAAAAUUUUUAA
Eimeria tenella is the source of this 729-nucleotide messenger RNA. RefSeq lists its product as uncharacterized. NCBI's taxonomy places the organism in Eukaryota, Apicomplexa, Conoidasida, Eucoccidiorida, Eimeriidae. Bases 1 to 729 code for a protein of 242 amino acids. The transcript is spliced from 5 exons. The record is from RefSeq and is a predicted model, not a curated record.